Molecule: messenger RNA, 1830 nt
Organism: Sodiomyces alkalinus F11
Lineage: Eukaryota; Fungi; Ascomycota; Sordariomycetes; Glomerellales; Plectosphaerellaceae
Product: branched-chain-amino-acid aminotransferase
Exons: 2
Coding region: 203-1453 (416 amino acids)
Biological process (GO): L-valine biosynthetic process; L-leucine biosynthetic process
Cellular component (GO): mitochondrion
Molecular function (GO): branched-chain-amino-acid:2-oxoglutarate transaminase activity
Source: RefSeq, a predicted model, not a curated record
CUCCGAUCUAGCUCCGAUUCAUUUCUGAUGACUCCGGGCCCUUCCACCUCUAGCCGCUCGGUCCCUUCGAUUCUCCCUUUAAGAGGCGGAGGUUCGCACAUUACUCGAGCGUCAAGCUGUUCUCCCGCUUCUCACAUUGACCUCGAAAACAUUCUUCUUGCCGGCUCGUCCUCUUGUCGCACACCAGCCCCCGACUGUCAGCAUGUUGCGACCACUUUUUCCCCGUGCCUCCAGAGCACUCAGGAUAGCCUCCAUUCCGACGCAGAGCCGGCUAGCACUACCAUGGCAAGGGGCGGCAAGGUCAUACAGCGUCCAGGCUCAGGCGGCCUCUUCUGCGAAGCCUCUCGGUCUGGAUGCCUCGAAGCUGAGCAUCGAGAAGACCAAGUCCCCUGGCAGUCUCGGAAAACCCGAGGAGCUGGUUUUCGGCAGGAAAUUCACAGACCAUAUGCUUACCAUUGAGUGGAACGAGCGCGAGGGCUGGCUGGCGCCGCGCAUCAUUCCCUACCAGAACCUCUCUCUCGACCCGGCCACGUGCGUCUUCCACUACGCCUUCGAGUGUUUCGAGGGCUUGAAAGCCUACAAGGACCAGAGCGGCAACAUUCGUCUGUUCCGCCCGGACAGGAACAUGGCCCGGCUCAACAAGUCGGCCGCCCGUAUUGCCCUGCCCACCUUCGAGCCCACCGCCCUGAUCGAGCUCAUCGCCCGCCUCGUCCGGCUAGAUGAGCGCUUCAUCCCGGAAGCGCGCGGCUACUCCCUCUACCUGCGCCCGACCAUGAUCGGCACCCAGAAGACCCUCGGCGUCGGUCCCCCGGGCUCCGCCCUCCUCUACGUCAUCGCCUCCCCCGUCGGCCCGUACUACCCGACCGGCUUCAAGGCCAUCUCGCUCGAGGCCACCGACUACGCCGUCCGCGCAUGGCCCGGCGGCGUCGGCGACAAGAAGCUCGGCGCCAACUACGCGCCCUGCAUCGUGCCGCAGCUCCAGGCGGCCAGCCGCGGCCACCAGCAGAACCUGUGGCUCUUCGGGGAGGAGGAGUACGUGACCGAGGUCGGCACCAUGAACAUGUUCGCCGCCGUCAGGGACCGCGCGACGGGCCAGAAGGAGCUCGUCACGGCGCCGCUCGACGGCACCAUCCUCGAGGGCGUCACCCGCGACUCGGUCCUCUCCCUCGCCCGCGAGAAGCUCGUCCCGGAAGGGUGGAAGGUCUCCGAGCGCAAGUACACGAUGCAGAAGCUGGACGAGGCUUCGCAGGAGGGCCGGCUCAUCGAGGCUUUCGGCACCGGCACCGCUGCCGUCGUGAGCCCCGUCCGGUCCAUUGCUUGGAAGGGCAAGACGGUCACUUGUGGCCUGGCCGAGACGGAGGAGUCGGGUGAGAUUGCGACUCGGAUGAAGGGAUGGAUCGAGGGCAGGCAGUAUGGAGAUGAGGAGCAUGAGUGGAGUUGUGUCGUCGCAUAAGAAAGAAGAAAGAAAGAAGAAAGCAGAAAAGAACAGGCAUAGGAGCGUUAGAACGGAAACUGGAUUGCCACGGGGAAGCUACGGUGGAAAGCAGGUCGUGUUUCUAGCGCCAUCCUGCGCUGCCGAGAGGGACAUAUUCCAUUUUGUAAGAGCGGAGCAUGUGUUGUUUAAUUUACAGAUACUUGUAGACGAGGAAGAUUGCGACUACAUAGACCUUCGACCCACCGGAGCAAGCCACAAGGGAUAUGAGAUGUCGAGGCUCAUUCCAGGAUACCAUAGAGUCAGGCUACGAGUUGGCGCACGGUAGUAGAAAAAAAAUCGUCCGUUAUUCUUGAUAGGAAGAGAUCCGACAAAAUUGAGCGUUGUGCAUGGAGGUC